Molecule: messenger RNA, 816 nt
Organism: Helianthus annuus (common sunflower)
Lineage: Eukaryota; Viridiplantae; Streptophyta; Magnoliopsida; Asterales; Asteraceae
Product: probable calcium-binding protein CML23
Exons: 1
Coding region: 81-677 (198 amino acids)
Molecular function (GO): calcium ion binding
Source: RefSeq, a predicted model, not a curated record
CCCCCCUCCUCCCCUCUCUAAAUAUAUGUAUAAAUAUAUAUCCCAUUGUUUAAUUACUUUUUAUCUAGCUACAAUCUCCAAUGACUAAAUCAUUGCAAACCCACAUAAGGAAUGUCCUCAAGAAAGUUAACAUGUUGACCAAAGUCAACAAAUGCAAGAACAAGCCCACCAUGAAAUCAUGUGCUCUUGAUCUCAUCUCAUCUUUCAUAGCCAUGGAUGUCUCAAACCAACUCAAGCAAGUCUUCGAGUUCUUCGAUAUCGACGGGGAUGGCAAGAUUUCUCAAGUUGAGCUCACAAAUGUGUUGUUGACUUUUGGUCAAGAAAAGUCAAAGGCCACAAUUGAAGCUCAAGGAAUACUCAAAGAGGUUGACUUUAAUGGAGAUGGGUUCAUUGACUUAGACGAGUUCAUGACCAUUAUGGAUGGUUCCAAGCCGGUUUUUGCUAGUUCAAAGGAAGAUAAUGGUGAUGAUGAUCUUAGAAAUGCUUUUUUGGUGUUUGAUAGUGAUAAAAAUGGACUCAUUUCUGCAAAGGAGUUGCAACGAGUGCUCAUGAGUCUUGGAUGUAGCAAUUCCAAGAUUGGACAAUGUAGAAAAAUGAUCAAAGGUGUUGAUAAAGAUGGUGAUGGUUUUGUUGACUUUGAGGAAUUUAAGUCAAUGAUGUCCAUAGGUAUCCACUAGUUUUGAUCUUAAAUUUGAAAACAAGCUACUCGUAUCUCUUGUUGUGCUGCAUUGAUGACUUGUAUAUCAUGCAUUGUAACGUACAAUAUCGAUGUAUGUAUGUAUGAGAGACAUUAUAGAUGUGAUGUUACAACCACUU